Molecule: messenger RNA, 1869 nt
Organism: Geodia barretti
Lineage: Eukaryota; Metazoa; Porifera; Demospongiae; Tetractinellida; Geodiidae
Source: the annotation of a GenBank genome assembly
AUGACUUUGGUGGUCGUAGCAUGUGGAGGGGCAGAGGAUACUCCUGCCGCGGGCGCUGGGACUGACCAGGCGUCAACGGGCGCCCAGGACCCGUCAGCCACCAAUACACCGAUUCCGGCAGGCGCGCUGCCGACGCCCACCCAGAGGGUAUCGGUGUUGCAGGCCACGGUGCUUCCCACGCUGGAUGUAUCAACACUGCAGGGGACAGUGGUAACGGACCGGCUGAUUGCGGUGUUGGACCCGCCUUCGCUAGAGUCGCCGCUGGACUGCGAAGUCACCGGUUCUGGAGUGGUCAACUAUCGGAUGGCAAUGGAGUACAUGGUUGAUGCCAGCCGCAUCGACGGAUCGUACGAGCCGAUGCUGGCGACCGAGUGGAGCAUCACACCUGACGGACGGGUGUGGAAUUUCAAGCUUCGGCAGGGAGUGCGCUGGCACGAUGACUGGGGCGAAUUCACGGCUCAGGACGUUAAACACUCGAUAGGCUAUUACACCAAUCCGCAAUGCCGCGCGUCCUAUUCUGACUACUUCCGCAGCGAUCCGGGUACCGAAGUUGAAAUCGUCAAUGACUACGAGGUCAAUCUGCAUACCCAAGUGCGGCCGGCGGUGGACCUUCUCUACUGGUUAUCCGGAUAUCGGGGCGUUCCCAUGAGCAGCAAAGCGCAGUGGGACCAGGCAUGCCCCAACGGGGAAGCUGAUUACGGAGAGUUGGGGUACUGCGCCCAGAGCCGGGACCUUGUUUACGAGAAAUCGGCGCGGACGGGACCCUACGAAUUCGUAGGUUUCGAGGAAGGCGUGGGGUGGCGCUGGGACGUUGUGGACUAUGAACACUGGCGGGUGGACCCCGACUUCCCCGAGAUUGAGCUGAAGAACGUGAGGGAGCCAGCGACACGACUGGCGAUCAUGCUGGCGGGUGAAGGGCACAUAGGCGCGAUCAACCGAUCGUUGCUUGGGGAGGCCAUUGCCGGGGGCAUGACGAUCUACGACAGUUCGGUUACUGCCAAUACUGCGUUCGCCCUUUUCGGUGGUUUGUAUUACGCCACCGGCGAGCAGGGCGUUCCCACCGAUUUAACUCCUGAGGCACAGGCGGACCUACGGGUGAGCUACAACAAUGUGCCUCACCGGGACGAACACAUGCCGUGGAACGAGCCUGGGGAAACGGGAAAACUAGUCCGCAUGGCGAUGAACAAAGCGCUGGACCGGGACCAGAUCAACAGCGCGAUAUUUGAGGGCGGAGGCGGCCGGCAAUGGAUUGGCACGCUGGUUCCAGACUUCCCGGCAGGUUACAACCCGGAUUGGGAAGACUCGUGGGACGAGCUGUAUGGCUACGACCCGGAGAAGGCGAGCGAGUUGCUGGCGCAAGCGGGGUAUCCGGAGGGGUUCGGUUUCCGGAUACCAGUAUUCCCGUUGAGCGGAGUGCCGGAGCUGCCGGACCUGAUGGAAGCGAUGUCGGGGUAUUGGCGUGACAUCGGGCUGGAGCCGCAGACCGAUUCCAUCGAGUUUUCGAACUGGCGCAACAAUUAUCGGGGGUUGGAUACGGACUGCUGCGUGUACCCGUUCCGGGGACCGGCGGCGCCGAUCGACACUCGGGUGCACUUCUACUUCAGCGCCGAACGGUUCUUCCGCGCCUACACCAGCGAUGAUAUCCAGGUAAACAAGAACAAGGCGCUGCGGGCGUUGAACGAAGCCGAUUCCACGGCCGACUGGCAGAAAGUCUCGGACGAGCUUUUCUACGAGUUAACCACUAUCCCAGGCUGGACGCUGCCGGUGAGCGCGACGGUGAAUCCUAACGUGGUGGCCGAGUAUAUAUUCCUGGGUCCGAACAACGGCAAUUAUGUCUACCUCGAAUACGUAAAGGGUGUGCGGGAGUAG